Molecule: messenger RNA, 2445 nt
Organism: Brassica napus (rape)
Lineage: Eukaryota; Viridiplantae; Streptophyta; Magnoliopsida; Brassicales; Brassicaceae
Product: rhamnogalacturonan I rhamnosyltransferase 1
Exons: 8
Coding region: 607-2151 (514 amino acids)
Cellular component (GO): cytoplasm
Source: RefSeq, a predicted model, not a curated record
ACUGUUAACACAGAACGGUCACAAACAAACAAAAAGACUACCGACAAAAUAAAAGAUAUCAAAAAACAAAUUAUCUUUUGCCACAUUCUUGUCUCAAUCUUCCUCUUCUUUCCUCCCAAUCUCUUUAACUAGCUUCGGUUCAGUUUCCGGUGAUCACCAACCGGAUCUGGUCCAAGAAAGAAUCUCGUCGACAAUAUCAACAAGCAUUCUCUCUCAACCAACUCUGUCUCCUCCUUUUGAUUGCUGCUUUACUUACUUUUAGCUCCAACGAUGGCCAUUGCAUUAGUUUCCUUGUAAUUUGGAGAGUUUUCUCAUAGAACUUGAGAUCUGUUUUUGGUUGGUGAGAUUGUUAAUGCGUUGAGAAUUGUCGGUUCAUAAACUCAGAGAUUAUGAGAAUGCGGUCGUGUUAAUCCGGAAAUUGUGGUUGACUUGAGUGAGAGAGAUUCUUGAUUUUUUUCGAGGAGUAAUAACAAUAAAUGUUUCCCCUGGUUUUGCGUGGUGAUGAUUACACUUACCUUGACUUAAUGAUCUGAUUAGUCUUCUUAUAGAGACUUAAAGCGUGGAAUCUAUUUGAUGAACCCCCCCCCCCUGUGAGGAGAUUUAGAAAUGUGUAAAGCGGAGAAGUGUCUAUACCACAGGAAGCUCUUAGAGAUGAAGGUUAAGUAUCUAGGAGAAACCAAGAUUGACAAGUUCAAGAUCUCCUUGGUUUUCAGGUCUCGUAUGAGCCUAUGGAUGAUUCGGGUUAUGACCAUACUGUUGAUAUGGAGUUGUUUUGUUCAUUUGGUUGCUUUGGGUGGGAUGUGGGGACCAAGGUUGCUGAAAGGCUGGCCUUGUUGGCUCAGCCGCCAUGAGUUCCCAAUGGCUGCACAAGAAAUGGCUUCUCUUCCAAUGAAAAUAGCCCUCCCUCCUAAAAGGAUAUAUCAUAACAAUGGCUAUCUUAUGGUUUCUUGCAAUGGAGGACUCAACCAAAUGCGAGCUGCGAUAUGUGAUAUGGUCACUAUUGCAAGGUACAUGAAUGUCACACUUAUUGUCCCAGAGCUUGACAAGGCCUCUUUCUGGAAUGAUCCUAGUGAAUUCAAAGACAUAUUUGAUGUGGACCACUUCAUAACUUCUUUGAGAGAUGAGGUUCGUAUACUCAAAGAGGUUCCUCCAAGGCUUAGGAGAAGGGUCGAACUCGGUGUGUACCACACCAUGCCUCCUGUUAGCUGGUCUAACAUGUCCUACUACCAAGACCAGAUUCUUCCCUUGGUGAAGAAGCACAAGGUCUUACAACUGAACAAAACAGAUACUCGGCUUGCCAAUAACGAACUUCCUGUCGAGGUUCAGAAGCUGAGAUGUAGAGUAAAUUUCAACGCUCUUAGGUUCACUCCAAAGAUUGAGGAACUAGGUAGAAGAGUAGUCAAGAUUCUGAGGGAGAAAGGUCCCUUUCUGGUUCUCCAUCUCAGAUACGAAAUGGACAUGUUGGCAUUCUCUGGUUGCUCUCACGGUUGCAACCGCUACGAAGAGGAAGAACUCACAAGAAUGAGAUAUGCUUAUCCAUGGUGGAAAGAGAAAAUAAUAAACUCAGAGUUGAAGAGGAAAGAAGGUCUUUGCCCAUUGACUCCUGAAGAAACAGCUCUGACACUAUCGGCCUUAGGCAUUGACCGUAAUGUUCAAAUUUACAUAGCUGCCGGAGAGAUAUACGGUGGUAAAAGGAGGUUAAAGGCUUUAACAGACGUCUUUCCAAAUGUGGUCAGGAAAGAAACUCUGCUCGAUUCGUCUGAUUUGAGUUUUUGUAAGAACCGUUCUUCUCAAAUGGCUGCUCUUGAUUACCUGAUCUCUCUAGAAAGUGAUAUAUUCGUUCCUACUUAUUAUGGGAACAUGGCCAAAGUCGUGGAAGGUCACCGCAGGUUCUUGGGGUUCAAGAAAACGAUUGAGCUAAAGAGGAAGUUCUUGGUUGAUCUAAUAGAUGAAUACUAUGAAGGACUGUUGAGCUGGGAAGUGUUUUCGACCAGGGUGAAGGCCUCUCACGGUACAAGAAUGGGAGGUCCCAAGAAGCGGCUUGUGAUUCCGAGUAAACCUAAAGAAGAAGACUACUUCUAUGCUAAUCCAUAUGAAUGUCUUCAGCUAUUACGUGAGAGUAGUGGCAAUUCACCAGAAGAAACAAUGUGAUCUGAUCCACACCAUUGUCGAUGGAGAUCAUGGAGCCGGAGAUCUUUGGAUUGUAUAUCAAUCUGGAAGAUGGGGUUUAAAAGGGGACCAAUCACCCCCCCCAGUGAGACGUUAUUUGAGGUUCUUUGGUCUACAGCGACUUUCUGAAGAGCUAUCAAUGUUUUGAGGGAAGUGUAAGAAAAUAAAUGCUUUACCCACAAGAUAGAAGUCAUCUUUUUUUUUUUUUUUGUAACACAACUUUCAUUAAACCUAAACUCCAAAAGUCAGGGGAGCCAUUACAGAGGAUUCAUUCCA